Molecule: messenger RNA, 30558 nt
Organism: Pelobates cultripes (western spadefoot toad)
Lineage: Eukaryota; Metazoa; Chordata; Amphibia; Anura; Pelobatidae
Source: the annotation of a GenBank genome assembly
AAGCAAGGCAAUAACAAGACACUGAAACAGAGACAGAGAGAAGGAAUGACGAACUGGAGUGACGAGAUGGACACGGAGAAAAUGGAUCCACAAAACUAUUCGACUGAUUUAACGAAAAACAAAAAUCCGUUCAUUAUUUUCUUUUGAUACAUAAAGCUUUAACGUGUUGUGAGAACAAGACGAGUCAGAGUUUGGCUUAGACUGGCAGGUAGGUGGAUCAGUCAUAGUUAUGGCAUUAGGGAUUAGCAAGAUACAACAAAAAGCAACAUUUGUGAGAGUGAAUAUUACUAUGAAAUGGUUAUUUAAUCGUGAAUUGUAAAAAUUAAUUUCACAUUUAAGGGGUGUGGCCAGGAGCGGGGCUGUCCGGAGAAUUUUUAGCUGAUUUACUAAUAACAAUUUAUGCCACUAAAAUACAACUUAGAAAAAGAAUAAUGUACCGUAUAUAUUCGAGUAUAAGUCAACCCGAAUAUAAGCCGAGGCACCUAAUUUUGCCACAAAAAAUUGGGAAAACUUAUUGACUCGAGUAUAAGCCUAGGGUGGGAAAUGCAGCAGCUACUGGUAAAUUUCUAAAUAAAAUUAGAUUGCAUUAAAAUUACAUUAAUUGAAUAUUUAUUUACAGUUUGUGUAUAUAAUGAAUGCAGAGUGUGUGUGUUUGUGUAGUGUGUAUAUAAUGAAUGCAGAGUGUGUGUGUUUGUGUAGUGUGUAUAUAAUGAAUGCAGAGUGUGUGUGUUUGUGUAGUGUCUGUAUAUAAUGAAUGCAGAGUGUGUGUGUGUGUGUGUGUGCAGUGUGUGUAUAUAAUGAAUGCAGUGUGUGUGUGUGUGUGUGCAUAUAAUGAAUGCAGUGUGUGUGUUUGUGUGUAGUAUGUGUAUAUAAUGAAUGCAGUGUGUGUGUGUGUGUGUGUGUGUGUGUGUGUGAAUUCAGAGUGUGUGUUUGUGCAGUGUGUGUAUAUAAUGAAUGCAGAGUGUGUGUUUGUGUAGUGUGUAUAUAAUGAAUGCAGAGUGUGUGUGUGUUUGUGUAGUGUGUGUAUAUAAUGAAUGCAGAGUGUGUGUGUGUUUGUGUAGUGUGUGUAUAUAAUGAAUGCAGAAUGUGUGUGUGUGUGUGUGUGUGUGUGUGUGAAUUCACUGUGUGUGUAUGUAAUGAAUGCAGAGUGUGUGUGUGUGUGUUUGUGUAGUGUGUGUAUAUAAUGAAUUCAGAGUGUGUGUUUGUGCAAUGUGUGUAUAUAAUGAAUGCAGAAUGUGUGUGUGUGUGUGUGUGAAUGCACUGUGUGUGUAUAUAAUUAAUGCAGUGUGUGUUUGUAUGAAUGCAGUGUGUGUAUAUAAUGCAGAGUGUGUGUUUGUAUGAGUGUGUGUGUGUGUGUGUAUAUAUAUAAUGCAGAGUGUGUGUCUGUAUGAAUGCAGAGUGUGUGUGUGUUUGUGUAGUGUGUGUAAACUAGGUGGGGGAGGGCAUUUUUAUUAUUUUUAAUAUUUGUUUAUUUUAAUAUUUGUUUCUUUUAAUAUUAUUUUAUUUUAAUAUUAUUUUAUUUUAAUAUUAUUUUUAUUUUAAUAUCACAAAAUGUAAUUGUUUAAUGUUUUAUUUUCUCCCCCCUCCCUGGUUGUUGCCUGGCCAGGGAGAGGGGCUAUAUUAUUUCCUGGUGGUCCAGUGUUGUGUACUGUGCGGGGGGAGCGGCAGCAAGCUGCUCCAGUCAGCUCCCUUCACCUCCGUUCCCUUCCGUUCACAGUGUAAGUCUUGCGGUCUGCAUGCCGCGCAGAAUGUUGCGACGGUAACCCGUGGCAACGCUCUGACGGCCGCGGGUGUCGCAAGACUUACACUGUGAGCGGAAGGGAACGUAGGUGAAGGGAGCUGACCGGAGCUGCUACAAAGGUAAGUAACAGCUUGCUGCCGGCCCCCCCAGGACUGCCAGGCUUGUAAUGAGCACGGCGGUCCUUGUCUGUAUUAUGGCAAUGUAAGUGGCAAAAAAUGUGCAGAAAAACUCUGCUUAUACUCGAGUAUAUACGGUAUCUUAUUUGCACAGACUGAUUUCUAAACACAUUUAUUGUAGUUUAAAGAGACAUUACUGGGAGUAUUAUUGCUGUGGAGCUCUGUUAUACACUCAGACACAUUACUGGGCGUAUUAUUGCUGUGGAGCUCUGUGAUAUACUCAGACACAUUACUGGGAGUAUUAUUGCUGUGGAGCUCUGUUAUACACUCAGACACAUUACUGGGCGUAUUAUUGCUGUGGAGCUCUGUGAUAUACUCAGACACAUUACUGGGAGUAUUAUUGCUGUGGAGCUCUGUUAUACACUCAGACACAUUACUGGGAGUAUUAUUGCUGUGGAGCUCUGUUAUACACUCAGACACAUUACUGGGAGUAUUAUUGCUGUGGAGCUCUGUUAUACACUCAGACACAUUACUGGGAGUAUUAUCGCUGUGGAGCUCUGUUAUACACUCAGGCACAUUACUGGGAGUAUUAUUGCUGUGGAGCUCUGUUAUACACUCAGGCACAUAACUGGGAGUAUUAUUGCUGUGGAGCUCUGUUAUACACUCAGACACAUUACUGGGAGUAUUAUUGCUGUGAAGCUCUGUUAUACACUCAGACACAUUACUGGGAGUAUUAUUACUGUGGAGCUCUGUUAUACAUUCAGACACAUUACUGGGAGCAUUAUUGCUGUGGAGCUCUGGUAUACACUGAGACACAUUACUGGGAGUAUUAUUGCUGUGGAGCUCUGUUAUACACUCAGACAUUACUGGGAGCAUUAUUGCUGUGGAGCUCUGGUGUACACUGAGACACAUGACUGGGAGUAUUAUUGCUGUGGAGCUCUGUUAUACACUCAGACACAUUACUGGGCGUAUUAUUGCUGUGGAGCUCUGUGAUAUACUCAGACACAUUACUGGGAGUAUUAUUGCUGUGGAGCUCUGUUAUACACUCAGACACAUUACUGGGAGUAUUAUUGCUGUGGAGCUCUGUUAUACACUCAGACACAUUACUGGGAGUAUUAUUGCUGUGGAGCUCUGUUAUACACUCAGACACAUCAACAACAACGUGGAGCUCCUAGAAAAUUCUGUCAUAUGCUAACUUUAAUCGAAUACUGAUAAAUUUUGACUUUCUAUGUUCCCAAGGAAGGCAAGUCCGAGAGAUUGUUUAGGGAGUAUAUUAAUAUGUAUUAAUUAUUAUAAUGAAUAAUCAACCCCAGGCAGACACAUUUCUCAUAUCGUCUCCAUGCAUUUUGUAAAUACUUUUGAAAAAUUAUAUUAGUGGAGUCACUAAACAUAUUAUUAUUAGGAUUUGUAGUUAGAAGGCUUUUUAUGCAAAUUAACCUUUCAGCCUUCUGACAGCACCAAUCUGUGACAGCUAAGAAUUUAGAAGCAGAAGAUCUUUGCUUUAACAUAAGAUACUGUUUUCAAUUAUCUAACUGUAGAAACUGUAGCCACGUAGGAUCCAUUUUAAGCAGGAGUAUAUUUAAAUCAGAAAGCUACAGCCGUUGAAAUAAAACACUCAUUGUCCUCUGACAUCCUCACACUCACAGAGCAGGGGUGCAACUGCAUGACAGCCUCAAAUUGAAUAUAAUCCUAAAUAGAAGACAUGCGUCAGUCAGUGGAUUAGUAACUAGGAUUGCCCCAUCUGGUUUGCCGUAGGAAAAUGUCGGAGUCUAUGUCCGUGUUCUCAAUUAGAACCCUGCUGGCAGCCAAUCAGAAACAAGCGCAAGACAGAUACUCCGCUCCCCACAUUUUCAAAUCCAUCCUCCUUUCCCAAUGGGGUCAGAAAUCAGAACUACAUAACCCUUGCUGGUUUAAACCUUCCAAAAACACACCUCUCAGCUUUUUAAAUGGACAGAGAGGGACACUUUCAUUUUAGGAGUGUGAGGGCCAGAGGCGGGGCUGUGACUAAUAAUUUAUAGAAAUAUAAUGUAACUUAGAGAUCAGUCUGUGUAAAUAAGAUACAUUGUUCUUGUUCUAAACACAUUUAUUGCAGUUUAAAGACACAUUACUGGAAUAAUUAAAGCGGCACUGUCAUGACGAACUUACCUUCCCCAAUCGCUUCCUCUUCUCUUCCUCUCUCAGAAUCUGUUCCUUUCUGAUCAAGUUUUCUUUAAUCCAAGGUAGUGACUAGUUUGAAUUAUGUAUUUUUCCUGUGCUUGACCUUCCAUGACCAAAGGAGGAGCUUAAGUCAGCUCCAUUUCCCGUGUCAAAGAAAUUUCCCCACAAUACUCACCUUUCCUCGGUGUUCUCUCAUUGCUUCAUUCACUGUGAACGAACGUCCUGUCAUAUAGAUAAGGCACGGCCGAAUUGACUGAAUUUUGUCAGACAUUCAGUUGAAAUUCGGUCAUUAUGUUCGGUUCGGAAUUUCACCUAUUGUCUCUCCCCAGGCCCCCACCCAUUAGUGGCAGGAGGAAGCCCUAAGUGACAAAAAUGGUCCCCACUCAUUAAUAGGCAUUCCCCUACUCGUGGCAUAGUGAGUAGGGGCGAGAGGCAAAUUUUCAUCUCUUAUGCUAAUAUGAGAGUUAUAUUGACCCACACAGAGUGAGGGGGUGCAUGGGGGUUUUAGGAAGUGCCGCUUCUAUGUUUAAACCUCGCAAACCGUUAGCUCCCUCCUUGUAACAAACUAAACAAAGACCGGAUUUAAAUUCAGUCUUCUUUCAUUCAUUCUUUGUCAUUUCUAUUUGUUCAUUCGUCUUUCUGACUAAUGAACGAACAGCCGAUAUUCUCGUCAGAGUACAAUUGGGCAUGCUUGGGAAUUUCAUAGCGCUAUCUAGGGUGGGCAGAUGAUGUGUCCUGCAGGGCCUUUAUCUGCCCACACUAAGAUUGCAACGCCUAGGAACUAGUUCCUUGCAAGUAAUAAACAGGUACAAAAAUCGGAAAUGAGAGACCUACGGGCAUCUGGGGGUGGCUAGGGGGACAAUCAAAUGUAGUAAAGUUGGGAGGGGAGUUAAAGGAAAACGGAUGCAGCCAUGACAUUAUCCAACUUGGGAGGUAUGCAACAAGCCCACAACCAACUAUUAUUAGUGAAAAAGACAGUUCAUUCCAUUUGCCAGUGCAAAAUCUCACUGUAUUUUAUACUGGCGGUGGGUGGCACUGUAAACGGUCACAAAUCACAGCCAGGCCCAUUUUAUAGUCUACUUUUUUUGCAGCAGACAGAUAUUAUAAAAUAGACAUGUUGGGAAGUCUUGGAAAAUCCACAUCAGCAUCCAUCAAAAAAAAAAACUGUUAUUUGGUUUAAGCUGAAAGAUAGACUACAUAAUCGUAUUCUGAUUAAUGACAGAAGCUCCACACGGCACCAAGCAAGAAGAGACCUUUAUAGCUUAUUGUGUGAAACAUAUUCAUGGAGUUUGAUGUACCAAGACUUCAGUCUAGAGAUGACAUGAUUAAGCCAUCAAAAUGACAAAUGGACCUCGAUUUAUUUCAAAGUAUAAGCCUGUCCUCGGUUAGAUGCAAGCUGGCAUGCUACCUGAUAGGUGUGAGUUUAUCAUUUAACAUUUUCUACCUCAAUCAAGAUUACAUCAAGCCUUUGGAGCAUCAAUGGGGUCUUUUAGACCACCUAGAUAUUCAUGUGCUAUAGGAUUUUUUGAGGGGUGGGGGAUGGUUGCGUGAAGCCAAUUGUAGAAAUAUAUAUAUAUAUAUAUAUAUAUAUAUAUAUACAUACACACACAUAUCUUGAAAUGUAGCUCCACCCCCUUGUCUCUCUUUUCUAAGAGGAAGAGAGAAACAAUCAAAUAGGAUGUGUACAACAGUACAUUUCCCAGAAACCCUUUAACCGAGUUUCUAAUUUUUCUAUUAAUUCUCUAUUACUGAAAAAUAUACUCCAUUAUCUAAUAUCACAGAGAUGGCACGCAGCACUGCUAGCUAAUCAGUUGAGCGCAUGAAAGAGUCAUCAAAAUCAGACAAAUUACAACAACGGUAACCUGCAGCAAAGAGCACGUCUAACCAGGUGCUCGUCCUCUACUUUCUAGACAAUUAAAAACCUUUAGAACAUGGGCCCAGAAUUGGGCUCUCAUAUUCAACCGUACUGACCUGAUUCACAACUACCAAAAUAGUGGAGACUUUUGUACCAUUUCCCCCAAAGACCCAGGGAGAUAAAGUAUUACUACAGGCCAAAACGUUCAGGACACAGUGGGCAAUGGGUGACUAUACUAAAGCACUGUCAUAAGCUUCCUUAUGCCUUAUUGUACACCAGCAGGCAGGGGUCUCAAUACCCUACUGUACAGGUUUCUGGUAGUCAAACUAAGUUCCACUUUUAAAUGCUUUUUAUCUCGUUCAGAGGAAUUAUCUGCAUAAAGAAAGCAUCGAUUAUUUUCUUUCCCCUCUGUAAGGAAGUUGCUGUGAAGCUGUCACAAGAGCGCCACCUAGUGUUUCUAAAAGAUAAGACAUUAGGACAAGGUAGGUCCUAUUCACUGCUUGAUUUGCAGAUGUUUUUUACGGUGUUAUUUUUCAUGGUGUUUUCAAGCAUUUCUGGCAAGGUUUACAUUAAUAUAUGUAUUUUGGGGGUCUUUUUAAAAACACACACAUCAUUUAAUGAACUAAUUUGCAGGCCAUAUAAUCACCGAUUUCUGCCAAAGACUGUGAUAGUCCCAUAUCCCCGCUCCCUUUUUCCUCAAAGCUUCUGGAAAGACUUGUCUUUACCCGUCUGACUUUCUUCCUCAACUCUCUCGUUGACCCUCUUCAGUCUGGAUUCUGCCCCCUCCACUCCACAAAGAAUGCUCUGAUUCGAGUUACAAAUCAUCUAAUUGCAGCUAAAUCCAAAGGACAUUACUCUGUGCUAAUUCUUCUUGACAACUCUGGUGCGUUUGACACUGUUGAUCACGGCCUUUUGUUCAGUAUUUACAGAUCAAAAUUAAGGAGAGGGACAUAAGUUAAGAAAAAAGACAAAGGAGUCAUUUGUUACAUGUGAGUUUACAGAGGAAGAGGUUCUAUUUCAACUGUCAAAAGUAAAGACAAAUACGUCAAUGGGACCUGAUGGAAUACACCCAAAGCUAUUAAAAGAGCUUAGUGGUGUAUUAGCAAAACCAUUAACAGAUUUAUUUAACCAAUCAUUGUUAACAGGAGUAGUCCCAGAAGAUUGGAAGUUAGCGAAUGUUGUGCCCAUUUACAAGAAAGGUAAUAGGGAGGAGUCGGGCAACUAUAGGCCAGUAAGCCUUACUUCAGUAGUGGGGAAAGUGAUGGAAACCAUGUUAAAGGAUAGGAUUGAUGAACAUCUAAAAACACAUGGAUUUCAAGAUCAGAGACAACAUGGGUUUACUUCAGGGAGAUCAUGCCAAACUAAUCUUAUUGAUUUUUUGAUUGGGUAACUAAAAUAAAAGAUCAGGGUGGUGCAGUAGACAUUGCUUACCUAGAUUUCAGUAAGGCUUUUGACACUGUUGCACAUAGAAGGCUCAUUAAUAAACUGCAAUCUUUAAGUUUGGAUUCCAAUAUUUUUGAAUGGAUAAGGCAACAGUGUGACAGGCAACAGAGGGUUGUAGUCAAUGGGGUGUAUUCAAAGCAUGGGCUUAUCAUGGGCUUGUCACCAGUGGGGUACCUGAGGGAUCUGUACUUGGACCCAUUCUCUUUAAUAUUUUUAUUAGUGAUAUUGCAGAAGGUCUUGAUCGUAAGGUAUAUCUUUUUGCUGAUGAUACUAAAAUUUGCAACAGGGUUGUUGUUCCAGGAAGGAUAAGCCAAAUGGCAAAUGAUUUAGAUAAAUUAGAAAAAUGGUCAGAGCUGUGGCAAUUGACAUUUAAUGUGAUUAAGUGCAAGAUAAUGCAUCUUGGGCUUAAAACCCAAGGGCAGGGUAUAGAAUAUUUGAAACCCUACUAACCUCAACAUCUGAGGAAAGGGAUUUAGGAGUAAUUAUUUCAGAUGACUUAAAGGGAGAAAGACAAUGUAAUAGAGCAGCAGGAAAUGCUAACAUAAUGCUGGGUUACUUUCCAUGAGAGAAAUGAUUUAGAAAUGUGUGUAUGUUUCAAAGGCAUUUCUCUCAGUAGGAGAUUAGUGAUUGGCUGACAGCGUUAUCUAACACUCUCAGCUGAUCACUGGCGACCAAGGGAAUUGCUUCUUCAUUGAAUCCGGGGUCAUAGGAAAGAGAAGACAGUCAAGAGACAAGGUGUCAUGACCAGAACUUUAAGGUUAAACUGUUCAAAUACAGUUAAACCUUUUAAGGUACGAUGGCAUUCAGGACAUUUAGACACCACAAGGACUUCAUUGUGUUGAAUUUGUUGUGAUGCCCAGAGUGUUCCGUUUCUAUCUUUAUAAAAAGAUCUCAAGUAAAAGUUUCACUUUAAUAUUUGAAAAUAUUAUGGUUUUCAAACGGUAGGGUUACAUUUUCAAUUUUAAUGGGACACUGUAGGCUCUGGUAUUUGCUUUAUCUCACUGAAGUGGUUAUAUUGUCUUAAGUCCCCGGUGCCCACCUUCCAUUCAAUGUUAAACUAUUUUUAAUGUUUGAACGCUAAACAAGGGUCCCAAGCAGUCCAUCCCCUCGGUGCUGCUUGGGCUAAUGAGGAAGGAAGCAGUAGUCAGAGUAGCAAAAGGCAGCUGUGAUAGCAUACCACCAUUAGGGGUCAAUCUAUGCAACUCAAUUAGUAUUAAACUGCUGGAAAAUGAUUUAACACUGAAUGGAGGGACAGACCUAGAGGUCGAGGCACUAUAACUACUUCAAAACACAGUGUCCCUUUGAAUACAGCUUGCCACGUCAAUGUAAGAACACUCACCCAUGAUGCUGCCUGGUGACCAGUCACAAAUCUUUACACAUAUAAGAUCCCGGACAUUUGGAUGGCACUGGUGUUGUCCAGUCAGCUGUUCUGAAAAAAAAAAAAAAAUUUGGUUUAUUAGUAAAUAUUACUAUACAAGUAAAUUAAGGUUUGCUUAAAAAAGAGUCAGAACUUCUUUCUCAACAAAAUAAAAACUAUUUUAUGUUUAUUUUUCUAAUUCAUUUUCUUCCAUCAUCUCCAAAUUCUUAACAGAGUACAAUGUACUAUAAGUAACAAGUACUACACAUUCCUUACAUUAAAAACAGUACACAAUUCAUAGCAUUCAGCUUACAUAGAGAGUUUUCUUCAAUAAACACGCUAUGAAAAUAAACAAACCAUGAACCAACAUAAGACAUACAUGACAUUACACAAUGGCCAAUCCCUAUCUUCCGUUUACUUUAGUGGAUUUGGGCAAAAAAAAAACAUGCGGAGAUGAUUGAGAACUUAUAUGGCUCCUACCUUAUCCCACAUUUAACUACCACAAACCACCCUUGUUUUCGUAGCUUGACUCUAAAGACGAAGAGCUCCCAAAACAUGUUCUAUUUGAGUUAGCCACUCGUUUAACAUGUCUUUAGAGGCUCUCCUCGAACCCCCUUCCAUUUUUAGCUGAUAUUUCAUUUGUUUCUUGAUCAUAAUCCACAUGGGGGUAAUAGAUACUUUCCAAUAUCUGGCAAUCAGCAUUUUUGCGGCCAGUAAUAUACACGUUAUUAGUGGGUUAUGGAUACUGAUCGUUUAACAUUAAGCUGUAAUGAAGUUAGAUCUGGACUAAAAAGGAAGGGGAUGUGGAUUCAUUUAGAAAUUUUACUCUCAAUAAUAUUCAAGAACAGUUUGAUAGGGAAACAGUCCCACCAUGUUUGGAGGUUGUCGCCUUUUUGAUCCCCACACCUCCAACAUCUAUUUUCUUUGCCUCGGGAAAAUGUAGAUAUUCUACUCGGGACCAGAUACCAACGAUUUAAAAGUUUGAAAUGGCAUUCCAAUAAAUUAAGACAGUGAAUAUUUUUAUGGACAUUCCACGAACUUCCAAUAACUUCAUAAGCAAUUUGAAUAUUUGAGUCUUCUUCCUAUUUUUUUUAAAGUGGAUUUAAUAUAUUGUUCAGGAUCGUUAAUAACCCGUUCCAUAAACCCAGCUAACUUAACUUUGUUAAUGUUGUUUUUUUCAAUAAUUUCUCUAGAGUAUUCACUUUUAUCUGUUUUAGAUGCUAAAUUAUAUAUUAAAAAAAAAAAACACCUUUAUUCUUCGAUAAUUAAGGAUUUCUUUACUGUCCAGGUUUUAUUCUGCUUUUAGUAUAGAAAAUAUUUUAACUUAUUAUUAUUCAAUAAAUUGUUUAUAUUUAAAAGGCCAGCUUUGAUCCAAUUGUUUAGAUUUAAAUCUUCUAUAUUAUAAGAUAUGCAACACAAAGGAAGGCAGGGAAUUGAUACAUUUUUUGAAUCAGUAAAUCUUUCUUACAUUUCUCCCAUUGUUUUAAGGUAUUUUCAUGAAUAAUACUGUUGGUUUUCUCAGCUACGGGGCUUUUCUUUUUGCUCUUUAUUUGCCAAAAAAGUGUUCUUAAAUCCAUUUUGUGUUGUUCUUUCUGGGUCAACAUUUGUUCAAUUUUGUACCAUUUUUUUUUUUUUUUCUUUAUUUUUGCAGUGCAUAGUUUAGUAAACAAGCUCACAGUGACAUUUUUAAACAAAAAUAUACAUUGAUAUACAUUGAGGUUGAGAGCAAGAUUGUCGUAAAAUGUCAACAGUUCAGCACUUUUUGUUUUUUAAUAACAUGGGAAAACAAUGAUGAAAACUGUACAGUGCCUAUGAAUGAUAAUAGAACAAGGUUGGUUAUAGCGAGUGCAUGUCUUAGGCACUUAUAUUGAAUGCCACUAUUAAUAACAAGCUUAGUCAAAGAUAGGCUAAUAGACAACAAUACUGUGUAGUGUAACAUGCUAAACUAAAUAUGCGCCUAGCCAAACUAGUUGCGCUUAAGGUUAUAGGUGUGAAACUGUGCAUUAGUGAGGCUAGGAGCUUUUAUGCUUAAUGAAUCAGUUGCACGUAUUUAAGUGUAGAGAUAAACCAACAGUUGUACCGCCAGUUUGAAACCAGCUCGGAGUACCACAUUAAAUAGGACCAGCUAGGGAAGUUAUACAGAUGCGGGUGCGGGAGACACACACAAGAUGUCAUUGCCCAAAAAAGAGAAAACUUUGCAAGGGGUGAAAACAACGGCAUAUCAUAUGUUGUCACGUUACUUUUAGCCAGGGUGUAGAGGGCAGUUCUUGCGAUAUGAGGGAUGGUGAAAAAGUCCAGCUAGUGCGAGAAAUGCCUAAAAAACGUUAGGUUAGACAGCUGCAGUAUACGUGUGUGUGUGUGUACAACCCCUUUAGGUUGGUCUGAGUGGGUCAUGUGUGGAAGUCCCCGCAGUGGCAACUGUUGUCCGUGGUUAGUCCCGUAAUGGCAAUACAGCUUUAGGCAGCGAGCCUGAGUUCAGCCUAUCCCCAAGGCUGAGAAGUGUAAGUCCCGAGUGAUGAGGGCGAAGGUGGCUGUAGCACUUGGAUGGUUCUGUUGGGCGUCCUUCCAGCCCCAGGCCGGUUGAUAGGCCAGCACCUUCGUGCCACGGACUUGGGGGCUCCUGAGGUCCCAGUCCUCCGCUCUGGGGGGUAGGCAGGAGGUUGUGGAGGCUGGUGGCCUCACGUGGCGGGUGGAUCUCCGCCUGUGUGGACGGUGCCGUGGGGUUCUGCCCCUGGUGGCCCUCGGCCUAGGUGAUCUCUUAGUGUGAGGAGGUACAUGUGUUUUGGAGACAUGAAUGAUCGAAGGGGGCUCACUCACCAUCCGGUUCUCAGCCCCCGGUCGGCCUCCUGAUGUUGGAGCUUUACUGCUUCUUGUCGUGCCUCCAGCAUGGCCCAGAAGCGGGUGAAGAGUUCAUCCAGCCUCCUUUGGGUGAUCUGUGCCGAGUUUAGAGGCUCCGGCUCGUAGUGCUGGGAGUUUGCUCCUUGCAUGGUAAGCUGGGCCGCCAUUUUGUGUGAUUCUGCAGUUGAUGUAUCUUAGUCAGGUAGGGUGAUUAAAGUCGCUUGGCGCCAGGUUCAGGCUAGGAAGGACAGGGAUAUCCCCCGCCGGUCCAGAGGGGGGGGGGGGAGCAGUGCUGUUUUGCAGGCUUGGGAGGACACUAGGUCGCACAGAGCGGGGGAUCGGCCGCCUCACCCGUCUGGCGAUACUGCUAGGCCGCACUCCCGACACCCUCGAUAGAAGCUCUGUGUACCCGGGAGACCCGGGGCACUUUGGCUGGCUCCUGAGGUAGGUAUGCCUUUGUUUAGGCAUUUGUGUGGGUCCUGGCUGGCUGGCGUGCAGUUAGUCAGGCUGUGCAGGUAGAUUGAGCUCGGAGCUCACACGAGGCACGUCCAGCCGCCAUGAAGUCCAGGCCCCGCCCCCCAUUUUGUACCAUUUUUGAUCUUAAAUAUUAUCUAGUUGCAUGGUUAAAGCAUGUGGUAUAUUGCAAGCCUUCUGGUAGUCUUCUAAUAUGGGUAGCCCUAGUCCUCCCUUUUUAACCUUUACCGCCAAGCAUUUUCUUGACCAUACAAACUUGUUGAUAAGGGACUGUGCUAAAAGCAUCCAGCUAUCCGGACAUGCUAAUGGUACCAAUCGAAAUAAAUAAAUCCACUUUGGUAGGAUAUAUGAUCUGACUAUGUUGAUUCUCCGCCACCAUGAGACCUCAGUGUUUCUCCAUUCCCUCAAUUUCUUACCCUUUUCUUUUAAUAAUGGCAUAAAGUUAAUUUACAUUAUUUUAGAUGGGUCACGCGUGAUCUCAAUCCCCAGGCAACUUAACUAUUCCUGGACUUUUAAACCAAAAGUCUGUUUUAAGCCUUCAACAACAUACUGAGUGAGGCAAGUUUAACGGCAAUGCGACCAUUUUAUCUAGAUUCAGUUUGUAACCUAAAAGUAAAACUCCUUCAUAAGGGAUGUCAAUUUCCUCAUAGAAUUUAUUGGGUCACUCAGUGCAAGUACGAUGUCAUCUGCCAGUAUCGUCUAGAAUGUUUUAACCCUUACUUUGAUUGUUGGCUCUAUUGCCAGAAGGUAUAAAAGUGGUGAGAGCGGACACCCCUGUCUGGUUCCAUUAUACAGGGAGUGCAGAAUUAUUAGGCAAAUGAGUAUUUUGACCACAUCAUCCUCUUUAUGCAUGUUGUCUUACUCCAAGCUGUAUAGGCUCGAAAGCCUACUACCAAUUAAGCAUAUUAGGUGAUGUGCAUCUCUGUAAUGAGAAGGGGUGUGGUCUAAUGACAUCAACACCCUAUAUCAGGUGUGCAUAAUUAUUAGGCAACUUCCUUUCCUUUGGCAAAAUGGGUCAAAAGAAGGACUUGACAGGCUCAGAAAAGUCAAAAAGAGUGAGAUAUCUUGCAGAGGGAUGCAGCACUCUUAAAAUUGCAAAGCUUCUGAAGCGUGAUCAUCGAACAAUCAAGCGUUUCAUUCAAAAUAGUCAACAGGGUCGCAAGAAGCGUGUGGAAAAACCAAGGCGCAAAAUAACUGCCCAUGAACUGAGAAAAGUCAAGCGUGCAGCUGCCACGAUGCCACUUGCCACCAGUUUGGCCAUAUUUCAGAGCUGCAACAUCACUGGAGUGCCCAAAAGCACAAGGUGUGCAAUACUCAGAGACAUGGCCAAGGUAAGAAAGGCUGAAAGACAACCACCACUGAACAAGACACACAAGCUGAAACGUCAAGACUGGGCCAAGAAAUAUCUCAAGACUGAUUUUUCUAAGGUUUUAUGGACUGAUGAAAUGAGAGUGAGUCUUGAUGGGCCAGAUGGAUGGGCCCGUGGCUGGAUUGGUAAAGGGCAGAGAGCUCCAGUCCGACUCAGACGCCAGCAAGGUGGAGGUGGAGUACUGUUUGGGCUGGUAUCAUCAAAGAUGAGCUUGUGGGGCCUUUUCGGGUUGAGGAUGGAGUCAAGCUCAACUCCCAGUCCUACUGCCAGUUCCUGGAAGACACCUUCUUCAAGCAGUGUUACAGGAAGAAGUCUGCAUCCUUCAAGAAAAACAUGAUUUUCAUGCAGGACAAUGCUCCAUCACACGCGUCCAAGUACUCCACAGCGUGGCUGGCAAGAAAGGGUAUAAAAGAAGAAAAAUCUAAUGACAUGGCCUCCUUGUUCACCUGAUCUGAACCCCAUUGAGAACCUGUGGUCCAUCAUCAAAUGUGAGAUUUACAAGGAGGGAAAACAGUACACCUCUCUGAACAGUGUCUGGGAGGCUGUGGUUGCUGCUGCACGCAAUGUUGAUGGUGAACAGAUCAAAACACUGACAGAAUCCAUGGAUAGCAGGCUUUUGAGUGUCCUUGCAAAGAAAGGUGGCUAUAUUGGUCACUGAUUUGUUUUUGUUUUGUUUUUGAAUGUCAGAAAUGUAUGUUUGUGAAUGUUGAGAUGUUAUAUUGGUUUCACUGGUAAUAAUAAAUAAUUGAAAUGGGUAUAUAUUUGUUUUUUGUUAAGUUGCCUAAUAAUUAUGCACAGUAAUAGUCACCUGCACACACAGAUAUCCCCCUAACAUAGCUAUAACUAAAAACAAACUAAAAACUACUUCCAAAAAUAUUCAGCUUUGAUAUUAAUGAGUUUUUUGGGUUCAUUGAGAACAUGGUUGUUGUUCAAUAAUAAAAUUAAUCCUCAAAAAUACAACUUGCCUAAUAAUUCUGCACUCCCUGUAUAAAUGGAACCAUUCAGAGGAAAAUCCGCCCCCUACCAUGUAGGCCGUUGGGGAGGUGUACAAAGCCAUUAUAGAACGUUUGAUAUCACCCGUUAUCCCAAAGGCCUGCAAUGCUUCCUCCAGAAAGUAUCACCUGAUUCUGUCAAAGGCUUUUUUAGCAUCCAGUGACAGAGCAAGGAGGGGCACGCUUUUCUUACAAGCCAGAUCCAUCACGUUUACCAGUCUUCUGAUAUUAAAAACUGGAGAUCUACUUGCAACAAUCCCCACUUGGUCCCAGUGUAUUAUCAGCGAUAUUAUGUUAAUAAUUCUUGCUGCAAUUACUGCAGAAUACAACUUCAUGUCUGUAUUUAACAGAAAGAUGGGCCUGAAAUUUCCUAUUAUUUCUGGAUGGAGGUAUUUUCCCUGUGGACAGAAUAUAAUUAAACAUUCUAGUGUGCCUCCCCACAAGAUUGGCAUUCAAAAUUUUAUAAAAAUAAUUCCCAAAACCGUCUGGACCAGGGGACUUAGUCGUUUUUGAUAGAAUUAACAACCUCCUCUGGUGCGAUAGACUUAUUUAGUUUUAAUUGAUCUUGUAAAACUUUUUGUAUUUUAGAUUUAAUUAAAAAAUAUCUUAUAUUAGUAUAUUAGUUGGGACUUGGUAGGUUAUAUAGGUUUGAGUAAAAGUCUUGAAAUACCUGGCCUAUUUUAGAUGGUGCCAGAAUAAUGUUGUUACCCCGCGUUAUUUUUGAAAUAAUUUUACUAGCUUUUUGGAUUUUUAAUCUAGUAGUGAGUAGCUUAUCAGCCCUAUUGCCUUAUUAAUACCAUGUCCUUUUCAAUUUUUCUAAAUAGUAGUUCGCUUUUUGUAUCAAUAAAUCAUUAAUUUCACCUCUGACUAUUUUCAGUUUAUUACCUGUUGCUGUCGACGGCCUUGCAUUAUUCACCUUUUCCAGAUUGUCUAGCUGUAAGUAUAGGUAUGCUAGAUUAGUUCAAUUUCUUUUUUUUUUUCUUGGUGGCCUCAUUUUAUUAAAUGGCCUCUUAUAGUGCAUUUGUAAGCGCACCAUACUACAGGGGAAGUAUAUUAUUUGGUGAUAGAAUCAUUGACCCAGGGAUAUCAGGGAUAAGGAUAUCAGCACCGUACAUAUCUUCGCUACAUAUGCACUUUAUUGUUCUUAUCUCUUAAAGACACCGUAUCCAGUUCCAUCAUUUUUAUUGCAUCUAAGCCAUUUUCACGAGCUAGCUCCUGGAUUUUAUGUACCCCAUCUUAAGGUGCCACCUUUGUUAUUUUAUGUAUAGGUUUUGGUGAAUCCCUAUUCCUUCCGGUGUGAGCAGCUUUGUGUUACAGACUCCCUCUCUUCUGAAUAUUCCAUUUAGGAAUAUCAGUACUCUUAUCCCACUGCUCUAUUUUCUUCUCUAGAGAUGUCAUCUUUUCUUGCUGUAGAUGGUGUUGUAGGAUCAUCUGUUCUACUUUUUCUUCCAGAGCAGUAAAUUUAUUUAUUACUUUACGCAUUUCUCCUUUAAAAUGGUCUGAAACUAUUUGUAUUUUCGGUUUAAUUUUAUCGAACUGGGAAUUUAACCAUGCGUAUUAAAAAAAAUCUCUCUCAAUGUGUUGUGGUUCUUUUCACGAGGUCUCCUGCUUCUCUCGAUCAUCUUCCUUUCCUGGUUGAAUUUGAGUAUUGUUUUCAUCCUCGUCGUUUCUCUGGACUUGAUGUUCUGGCCCCUUUCUCAACUCUCCAACCGGAGCGUCUUUCUUGUAACAAUGUUACUAAGCUUUAACGCUUUAUUAAAAAUUCUGUCUUUUUUUCACCUCUCUCUUCUAUUCCUUUUCCUUUCUCUCUCUCUCUCUCUCUCUCUCUCUCUCUACAGGUACAGGUUUUUUACCGGUAGUUGCAGAUCAGCUGUCCUCAGUGCUAUAACACUAUUUUGCAGAUUUAAGCUGAAUGUACAUACAAUUCUUUCUUUGUACAAGUUUCUAUUUGGAGCUGAUAUGUUAAGGUAUGCUUGCUUCAUAGACUGCGGUCUGCAAAUUAUACUUGCUAUAUGACCUUAUGUGACCUUCCUUUUGUCAAUUGAAGUAAUUACUUCCUCUUUAAGUAAAAGACCAAUAUAAGGCGUACAGAUCCUUGUGAUUGCAUUCCUAGUAGCUUCCCUCCUCCAAAAGUAUAAUAGAGAAAUUAGGACCUAUUAACAUUUCAUAUCUGCACAACUUCGUAUAUCACUCUUUUUUAGCUUGAAAUAUAAUUAUGAUCUCGCUGUACUUGCCGCCCUCCGUUGCCAGUACUGGGUCCACGUUUAGCUAAUCUUCUUCCUUUGUCCUCCGUCCACUCUCCCCUGCCGACUCUCCACCGACCACAAGACAUAAAUUAGUUCCCAAACAAUUUUUCACCCCGCCUACGGUAUUCAACUGUAUCCGCUGUCUCCUCCAUCAAACGCCGACACCCCCGUCCCUAGAUCAACUCGCACCCUGCAUUACCUGCGAAACAUGACCAGCAUGCGCCGACACGUCAUCGCUCCACCACCCCCCCAACAAAAUAUUUUUUACUAAAUAUUCCUGUAGAUCUAGGACACUAAGCUAAUCUCCAGGGGAAGAAGAAUGAAAAAUAGACUUUAUUAAUUAAACCAGGAACUAUAGAGGAAUAAGACAUUUUUUAAGCUAAAUCAGCCAAACUGGAAAAAUGGCGGAUAUGAAGAAUUAUUUAAAAAUGUCCCAUUUUUGACAAUCCAUGGUAAUUCCAGGUGAAAAAGAAAAAAAUCCACUUAACAUACCAUACUUUGGUAAACUCUGUACUUGAUUUGUAGGACUGCUCCGUAGCCAAAAUCAGUCCGAAUAAAUAAAUAAUAUGCAUGUUUGCGCAGAGAUACCAGCAGUUGGGGCCGCCGGUGGGUACACGGGUAUCAGGUUACUUCUUGGUGUUGCGUUUACAAAACUCCAGCACUAAACUUGGAGUUUGAAGAUUACCACCCCUACAAUACAUGGUUAAAGGGUUACUACAAGCACCAUGACCACUGAAUGUGGCCUGUAGUCUCAAUGUGCAGCGUUUCGCUAUGAAGCGCCAUGCCUAUAUUAACCUCUCCGCUGCUGGAAGUGUAACUCCGCUUACGGCAUCGUCUUCGGUUGUCAUUGGCCAAAUCAGAACAGGAAUUCCAGGAAGGUUAAUAUCAACUCUGUGCAUCGGGUACCAGCACGCACAGCAUGGCGGCUCCAUUCCAUCCCCGUCCUCCCCCCUCAGCCUAAAUGGCCAGAGACAACCCGUUCUAAAGCUCAGUGAUCCUGGUCUGCGGUAUUCAUUUGCCCAGGAAAUUCUGAGAAAUCUCUCCAAGUUUUUAUUACAUUAUACAGCUCUCAAACUAUUAGAUUUUCAAAUAUUAAUGCAAUAAAAUAUUCCAUUUGCAUCGAGAGAGGGGUCCGUUGAAGGUUAGCAUUUUGCUCAAAAAUAUGUUUGGAAUAUGUUUCUUAUUUUUAAGACGAUGCAUUAAUUAUGCCACAGAAAGAGAUUUUAAAGAAAUGUCAGGCAUUGGAAAGAGUGGUGCAAUGUGAGGCUUGCUCCAGGCAGAAAAUAAAAAUAUAUUAUUAAAUUAUAGAUAUUAUAUUUAAUCAGAUUUAACCCAUUAUAUGCAACAUUGUUCACUGUGCAAAACAUAUCCCUUAAAUCUGUGGACAGUAUAGGAAAGGGUCAAUUUACACACCUCCUGGCAUUUCGGGGUUCUUUUUGAUUCUGAUCUCUCUUUUACUCCCCAUGUCCAAUUGAUAGCCAAAUCCUGUCGCUUCCAACUCAAGAACAUAGCGCACAUCCGCCCAUAUCAAACACCGGACGCGGUUAAGGUACUGGUUCACGCUGUUUUCUCUCUUGCCUUGACUACUGCAAUCCCCUUCUCACCGGUCUUACAUGUUCCCAGCUUGCACCGCUGCAAUCUAUAAUGAAUGCGGCUGUGAGGCUUAUUUUCCUGUCCGGUCGCACCUCCCACGCCUCCACGCUCUGUCAGUCCCUGCACUGGCUUCGAGUAGGAUAUAGGGCCCAAUUCAAAAUUCUGGCGCUUGCUUACAAAUCCCUAGAUAAUGCUGCCCCAACAUACCUAUCCUCCCUCAUACACAAGUAUGUCCCAUCAAGACCCCUGCGCUCAGCCCAAGACCUACGCCUAUCCUCUGCCCGGAUCCCCACCUCUGAUGCUCGCCUUCAAGACUUCUCCAGGGCUGCACCUAUUCUGUGGAACUCCCUUCCCUCCUCAAUCAGACUUUCACCCAGCCUCCACUCCUUCAAAAAAUCUUUGAAAACUCACUUCUUCAUUAAAGCGUAUCUAUUAAACUGUCAGCAGGUUUCUCAUCCCCCACCCCAUGACUCCGUUCCUGCAACUGUCAAAAAUGACCUACCAAGCACUCAAUAAACCCUUCUCUGACAAACUAUGUAAUUCCCCUACUUUAACCCUUUGUGUCACUAUACCCCACUCCCUCUAGCAUGUAAACUCAUCGAGCAGGGCCCUCAACCCCCUCUGUUCCUGUACGUCCAGUGGUCUGAUCUCAAUUAUGUGUCUGUUAGUCCACCCAUUGUACAGCGCUACGGAAUUUGUUGGCGCUAUAUAAAUAAUAAAAUAAAAUAAUAAUAAUAAUUUCACAUGGACAGAGAGGGACAUUUUACUUUAGGGGUGUGAGAAGGGGUGUGGCCAGGGGCGGGGCUGUUAUGAGAAACUGUAGGUGACUUACUAAUAAUUUAUUAUAAGAACAAUGUAUCUUAUUUACACAGACUGAUUUCCAAACACAUUUAUUGUAGUUUAACCCCUUAAGGACCAAACUUCUGGAAUAAAAGGGAAUCAUGACAUGUCACAUGUCCUUAAGGGGUUAAAGACACAUUACUAUUGCUAUGGAGCUCUGUUAUACACAAAUUGACAAAUGGCAAAUGAUUUAGGGAAACUAGAAAAAUGGCCAGAGUUGUGGCAACUGACAUUUAAUGUGGAUAAGUGCAAGAUAAUGCAUCUUGGACGUAAAAACCCAAGGGCAGAGUAUAGAAUAUUUGAUAGAAUCCUAACCUCAACAUCUGAGGAAAAGGAUUUAGGGGUGAUUAUUUCAGAUGACUUAAAGGUAGGCAAACAAUGUAAUAGAGCAACAGGAAAUGCUAGCAGACUGCUUGGUUGUAUUGUACGCAGUACUUGAGACCGUAUCGCCAGAAAGAUAUUGAUACUUUAGAGCAGGGGUCCUCAAACUACAGCCCAUGGACCGCAUCUGGCCCGCCAGUGUCCUGAAUCCAGCCCAAGGAACCAGAGCCACCCGAUGGGCCCUAUAUCUUCAGGGGCCCGGUGUGCUCUGCGGCCAUGCAAUUGCGCGACCGGGCCCUUUAAAAAAAAUUAAUUUUAAAAAUCGCAGCUGCAAGUAGUGCUGGGAGGAAGUGACGGCCGGUCACUUCCUCCCAGCUCCCUCCACGCGGGAGGGGAGAAAGACAGGCUGCGGGAGCCACGCCGACCCCAUCAGCCACAGCCACCCUCCUGCAAAAAAAAGGUAAGCAAAAUUAGCUGUGUAUGUAUGUAUAUCUCAGUGUGUGUACAUGUGUCAGUAUGUAUGUCAGUAUAAAUGUACAUACGUAUGUACGUACGUCAGCAUGUGUGUAUGUAUGUCAGCAUGUAUGUAUAUAUGUAAGUCAGUACGUGUCUGUAUGUAUGCAUGUCUGUCUGUGUGUAUGUAUCUGUAUAUAUGUGUGUGUAUGUAUUUCAGUAUGUAUGUCUGUUUAUGUAUGUAUGUAUGUAUGUCAGUAUGUGUGUGUGUAUUUAUGUCCCUAUGCGUGUGUGUGCAGUGUGCAUAGGAAUUCGUUCAUAGUCCAGCCCCUAACAGUGUCUGAGGGACCGUGAACUGGCCCCCUGUUUAAAAUGUUUGAGGACCCCCGCUUUAAAGAGACCACAGAGAAGAGCUACUAAACUGGUUCAUGGAUUGCGGGAUAAAACUUACCAGGAAAGGUUAAAGGAUCUUAACACGUAUAGCUUGGAGGAAAGAUGGAACAGGGGGGAUAUGAUAGAAACAUUAAAAUACAUAAAGGGAAUCAACACAGUAAAGGAGGAGACUAUAUUUAAAAGAAGAAAAACUACCACAACAAGAGGACAUAGUCUUAAAUUAGAGGGACAAAUGUUUAAAAAUAAUAUCAGGAAGUAUUACUUUACUGAGAGGGUAGUGGAUGCAUGGAAUAGCAUUCCAGCUGAAGUGGUAGAGGUUAACACAGUAAAGGAGUUUAAGCAUACGUGGGAUAGGCAUAAGGCUAUCCUAACUAUAAGAUAAGGCCAGGGACUAAUGAAAGUAUUUAGAAAAUUGGGCAGACUAGAUGGGCCGAAUGGUUCUUAUCUGCCGUCACAUUCUAUGUUUCUAUGUAACUUUGAAGACGUUAAAUAGCUGUAUAUGACAAACACACACAGCCAUCAGCUAUAUCUGUCAGUUAUCGGAAUGCCAAAACCUUGGAAACAAAUUGAACUCAAAAUAAACAAAGUGUGCUGCUUGCUGCACCUAAUUAGGGCCCAAGGAAAAACCAAAAGCAAGAAAUACAGAGAAUAGAUAAGUGAGCUGAAAACUUUAGGUGAAACUAUACAAACUAGCUGCAUUUUUCAGCUAAGCUGUAUGGAAUAAAACGUGUAAUGCCCAACAAAUACCCAAAGUGAAUCUAAAAUUUUAGGUAAAACACAGCAAUUCACACUUUUCCAUAAACUCAGAAAUAAGCCCACAUUACACAUUAUCCCUGAAAUUAAAUACUUCUAAUUAUCUGGGCGUUGUGAGCGCCAGUUAUCUUUCAAGAAAAUCCCAAAACGAUUGCACAUUCAAUGUCUUAAAGCAAAGACCGUUAGCUCUUUGAGUGCCAGAGGUGUGACAAAGCACUUGGCACACCUGUACUGCUGAAUGGGUUAAAUCUGCAAAGCAUACGUAUACAGAACACGUUGAAUGGCCCUCCAGAGACCAAGGAGUUAAAUGAGGACAUCUAAGCAUUUUAAGGCUUACCAGGGGCUGGGAAAAUGCAAAGUGUUACAGCGUUUACAAUGCUCCAUGACAACCACAGCAUUGGACAACAACGUCCUGGCAGUUAGCAGCUACAGGGACCGAAACAAACCCUUCCAAAACGAACACGACACACCUGAACAGGUAAGAAAUACCAACAUCAUACAAAGGGCGUUCGGUGGGGUUUGGGGAUUUGGGUAACUAAAAGUAGUCUAUAAAAUAUGCAAGGGUCCCUGGAGAUACGGAAGGGUGCCUCUCACAGCUUUUUGGGCCAGCUGCACUUCUCUGCCAUAUGUAACCACCAAACAAAUCAAUUUAAUCUUUACUAAGCGAGAGCAGUGGGUCCCAGACUUAUUGGAAGAUAAACAAGGUUAAGGAACACUUCAAUGAUUAAAAAAUAUUCCAAGGUAAACUUACUUUAAUUACCUUUGUUAGUUGUGAAAAAGAAUUGCCUUGUUUUUUGACAUAUUACUUUUUAAAAAAUGACUUGUAAUAAUCUGAGUUACUUCUCACAGCCUACCCUUACUUAUUUAACUUUACUUGGUCAGAACGAUCACACAAAAUGUAAAAGUCUGCAGGUCAGCGCUGGCUGCCUGAGUUUGGUAUAAGUAAUCGCACACUGGGGGCUGGUAAACUGAAUGCUUGUUGGCCAGAUAACUUGUGCGUUUAACCAGGGAACGCAAAGAUGGCGGCCAGCACGGAGCAAGUGUAAAGAAGGAAAUGCAUUGAUUAGAGAGGGAUUUUAGUUAUAAAAUAAAGCAAAUUUGGGUUACAAUAUACUUUAAAUAAUUAUAAAUUGAUGACAGAUUUCCUUUAACAUCACAUUAACUUGCAGCCUUACUAGAGAAGUAUGUAACAUGUAUGUAUAUAUAUAUAUAUGCAUUCUAGCUAGAUUGGCUUAGUAGUUUAAUUUAGUAGCCAGUUGGAAAACACAAUCUUAACAUGUCUUUAAAAAAUUUUUUAAAAAAUUUAAAAAAAAUACCAACAUACAAAUGUAAAGUGUUGUGCUAAUAAAAAAAGAUGAUAUCUGUGUAUCAUGCUACAAUGUCUGAAAAUAUAUACACUAUAUGACUUCUGAAAAAAACCACUCCAGACACCAUAACUUCAUUCACAUUAAAGGACCACUAAAGUGCCAGGAAAACAUACUCGUUUUCCUGGCACUAUAGUGCCCUGAGGGUGCCCCCACCCGCCGGGCUGGAUGGCGAGGAAAGGGGUUAAACUUACCUUUAUUCCAGCACCGGGCGGGGAGCUCUCCUCCUCCUUUCCGCCUCUGAUCCUCCUCCUGGGCUGAAUGCACAUGCGCGGCAAGAGCUGCGCGCGCAUUCAGCCGGUCUCAUAGGAAAGCAUUCAUAAUGCUUUCCUAUGGACGCUUGCGUCUUCUCACUGUGAUUUUCACAGUGAGAAGCACGCAAGCGCCUCUAGCGGCUGUCAAUGAGACAGCCACUAGAGGAUUUGGAGGCUGGAUUAACCCAUUUAUAAACAUAGCAGUUUCUCUGAAACUGCUAUGUUUAUAAAAAAAGGGGGUUAAUCCUAGAGGGACCUGGCACCCAGACCACUUCAUCAAGCUGAAGUGGUCUGGGUGCCUAGAGUGGUCCUUUAAAUUGUUAUGGUGUGAGGAAGUCCUUGGCACCAUCUUACUUUAAGGGCUUAAGCCGUUAAACGGUUUUGACCCCAUACCCUGGAAGACAAUCUCUCUGCCCUCAAUUUCAGUCAUAGUCCUUACGAGUGAGCACAGACCCAUUCUAUCCCUCCUAUUCCCAGUCCUGAUUCCCCAUGCUGUCCUUUCCACAUAAUGUUGGAUUAGCAAUACAUAACAGUAUUUAAUCUAACACAAAGAAGUUCUCUUGGUGUGUACCAGCCAAAAUAUACUGAGCAGACGCGUUCAAUAUAAAAACCACGACUUGCUGGACUGGUCAGGUAACGGUUUAAUUCCAGGUAAUAUUUACAUAUACUAUAUCUGCAUGUGUUUGUGCGAUCUGAAAAUAUGAUUAAAUAGGAAUUUGCACGCCUGUAACGACCUCUCUGCUGGAGAUGAAAGCCUCCACAUUUUGAAUUGUUCCUUUAAAGCAGGGGUCCCUCCAGAUGUUUUGGACUACAUCUCCCUUGAUGCUUUGCCAGCAUUAUGCCUGUAAGAGCAUUAUGGGGAAUGUAGUCCAAAACAUCGAAGGUUCCCCACCCCUGUUUCAAGGGACACUAUAGGCACUCAGACAACUUCAUCCCAAUGAGGAUGUCUGGUUGCAGUGUCCCUGUCCCUUUUACCCUGCAAUGUCAAAUAUUGUAGUUUCAGAGAAAGUGCAUUGUUUAUAUUGCAGGGUUAAGACUGGUCUUCCAGACAGUCACUAGUGGAGCUUCCUGGCCUUUCACGGAGUAUAACUCCACAAAGCAACGCCAGACGCCAUCAAGCUUUGUGUGUGGAUGUCUAGCGUCUUGAAAAUUCUGCUAAUUCCCAACGCUAUAGUGUUCCUAUAUGAAUUUAAAAGAAAACAGGGCCAUGGGUGAACAAAGGUAUCCACAGGUCAUAGGUUAUUUCCAAUGCCCCUCUUUAGCCCUGACUGCUGUUCCAUACUAGCUGGUUACUGUGCAUGCGCACAUCAUGUCACAACAUCCUUUAUCUUCCCUAAACAAUUUUGUUUCUCCAAUAACACUUAAUUUUUUAGGUUUUUAUAGAGCAGCCAAUUAUUAAAAAACAAAACAAAAACAGCUUAUAAACAAACUACAAAAUCUAGACCCUUCUCUGCCUUUACCGUUGCGCUGAGGAGGGAUUUAUAAGGAUAAUACUAUAGAAAGCAAUUGGAGCAUGCGGAUAGGCCAAUCACAUGUUUGACUGGGCAGCGCCCACUUUAAAUUUUAAUUUCAAUGCAGCAGCAAAACACUAUAUCUAUAUAAGUUAUAUCACUAGUAUAACUUUCAUUGUAAUGGAUUGCUGUUCUUGCAGAUUAUUACAAUAUAUUAUCUGUGCAAUGUAUUAAAAGCAAUGUGUGUGCAUUGCAGUCCAGAGUGGGUCUUCAGAGGAAAGCCAAGCGUUACUGUAACAAUGCCUCAGAACUUCACACCACAAACCAAUGAGAGAAGUUCAGUGGAGCAGUAACACAAACCCACACCAGAGGGCGCACACACACUGCUUUAAAUCCAUGGUCACUCACAGUGUAGGUCAUGAGUCAGAAGACAGAUUCAUUAUCCAAUAAAAUUGUCUCCUUAUUCAGUUAGAGGUUUUAUGCGUUAGGUAAAGUUCUUAUUGGUCAGCUUCUGCUAAUUGGACUUAUUGAACAGAUUCUGUUAACGAUCUUGGUAUCACACGGUCACCAAAAUGUAACAUUUAAAAUGCCGACUGUCACUUGUGAGAAAGUCACAGAGAAAGUGCUGCGGCCCUUAGAAAGCAGUGCCAUUAAAAUACAGUCGGCACUCCAGAUGUUUUGGACUACACCUCCCAUGAUGCUUUGCCAGCAUUCUGGGUCUCAGAGCAUUAUGGGGGAUGUAGUCCACAACAUCUGGAGUGCUGGAGGUUGCCUAUACCUGGAUUAGCUGAAUAGGUCAGGAGGGGUAGCCGAGAGUGAUGGGAAUUAGCCUGCUUUAUAAUGGCACUGCAUCCUAAAGCAGACGGUUUAAGAACUUCAUGUUUAACGUGCAUAGACAAUAUCCUCACUAAUCUGGAAAUGUUAUUAAUAUAAAAUAACCCCUCCCCACCCCCAAUAAACAGAAUUGCCCAGAAUGAAAUGCGUCUAUCUUGCGCCAUACCAGUUUAUACCACGGUUUGGGCCAGUGAUAGGCUGAGAGCAGGGCCUGCCCAAGACAUAGUGCUUCCUGGGUUGAAGGAUUGGAUGCAGUGUCUGUGUGUAGUGCAUGUAGUGGAUGCAGUGUAUUUGUGUAGUGCAUGUAGUGUGUGUAUAGUGCAUGUAGUGGAUGCAGUGUAUUUGUGUAGUGCAUGUAGUUUGUGUAGUGGAGGCAGUGUCUGUGUGUAGUGCAUGUUGUGCAUAUAGUGGAUGCAGUGUCUGUGUGUAGUGCAUGUAUUGGAUGCAGUGUCUUGUGACGGGUGAUUUUUUUUUUUUUUAUAUGUAUGAUUAAGUGUAUUCCUCAAUCCCUGCCUCUUACCUGUGGUCAGGGAGGAGGGACACUUGUGUCCAUGGUGGUCCAGUGGCACAGAGGUGGCCCAAGGAGUCUGAUGUAUCCCUCUUGCAGCUUCCUGUCAUCUUCUCUCUCGAGCCAAUUGAGCGCAAAAUGCUGCCCAUGUAAAAGUGCCACCCGGAGCCGUGGCCCCACUACUGCCUAUGGACAGGCCGGCCCUUGCUGAGAUAGCUCAUCUAGUACGGUGUGAAGUGGAGAAUAGCUCCACCUCCUCCAUUUAAUCCCUGGUGGCCAGGAUGGUGUGAACCGAACAUUUCUGCUAAACGCUUAGUAAACCAUUCAUAGUGAUGCAGAAACCAGCGUGCGCAGACUCCAGACACCAUAACCAAGUCAAUCAGAUGAAGUGGUUAUGGUGCCUACAGUGUCGCAUUAGUGUACAAACUUUCCAGUUUCCAUAUUUGUGUUAGCAGCCAAUGAUGUAACUUUAUGAAUGCAUUUUUAUUUAAUUGUUUGAUGAAAGAUCUUAGAGAAAUGGAAGGAGUAUAAAUUCCAUACAAGUUGCUGAUUUUGCAAAUGAGAUUCCGACUCCCCCUGACUAAACUUACAAAGACAAUCAAGAAAAAUGCUACUACUGCAGAUGUAAUCACUGACUGAUCAGGAGAAAUUAUGUGACUGCAAUACAAUUCAUGCAAUCACUUUGGAAAAAUAAAAAAAUGAAAGAAUUUCCGAAAUAGCUGCAGCAGAAGGAAGUCUCCCCAAAUCGAGAAUAGAAUCCCCCAGCAAUCUUAUCUUCACACCAAAUAUUUUCCAAAUUAUUCUGCUGAUUUGCUACGGAGAUGAUACUUGCCUUUAAAUUAUCUUUCUCUGUAUCUCAUGCUUUCAUCGAUCUUUCUGCUUCCUCUCGAUCUCACCCUUACCGUAUCCCUCUUGCCGUUUCUGUUCUAAUUCUAUGUUCUGUAACGCUUUCAUAUUUUCCGCUAUAUAUUUUAGGUGUUUUUCCAGCCUUUGGUGUUUUUUAGGACCUUCAGUAGUCCAUUGUCUGGUUUAACCUGUAGUUCACUGUGCUUUUCGAUAACAAGCUAGCCUGAGUCCACUGGCUAUUUUCUUUUUACCCUUCAGUUUUUUUUUUAUGUCCCCUGUCCUUUUUGUUUGAUUUUUCAGGACAAUUAACAGUCACAGUAAAUGGAAAAAAGGGAUUUGCUUGUUGUGGAGAUAUGAGCAUAUAUUCAAAUGAAGCUGGAACACACUCAAGGUUAAGUGAUGAGUUUUAUUAAUGAGUUAAUUUAUUCUGUAUUACCGUACCAAAACUUUGCCUUGUCCACUUGUCGUGGCUUGGUUUAAUAAAAUGUAUCAUUGAACCUUGAGCAAUGUUGCUGCGUUGUUUUAGAGUGUUUAGAAUUCUUAGAAAAGCAAAUAUUGAGUAAGGUUCUAAAUGUCGCAAACAGACCAAUCAAUGCAGACAAUGAUGGAACAUCUGAAUUUUAAAAAAAAAUAUGCUAAAAUAGUAGCUGUAACUAUAACGAACAGGAGAAUUAAAAAAUAAAAAUUUGUGCCUACAUUUUGUAUUUUUUUUUUUACACUUCACUACAAUUCUGUGUUUAGAGGAUCCCAUUCAACAGAAUUUCUGUAAAAUUUUGCCGGUCCAUUAUUUUGCAAGCAAUGCACACUUUUUUUUAUUUUAUUUUAUUUUUUUGAAUCAUGCAUGGGUUUUUAACCCCUUAAGGACACGACGUGUGAGACAUGUCAUGAUUCCCUUUUAUUCCAGAAGUUUGUUCCUUAUGGGGUUAAACGGUUUCUAGGGCCCACUGAGUGGGCCUGAAUUAGUGUCUGAGCACAGUAAACUGUUCUCGAAGUUAUAGACUUUAGUGGCACUCAAGAAUUGGUCUGAUAAUCACGGAAAUAAAAUAAAUGCAUGGCGUCUAUAAAUCAGCCACAAGUUCGAUUUCAUGUUUCACCUUCUUUCCAGGAAAAAAUAUGGCAAAAAACCUGAAAGACUCGAAGGUCCACACACUCAAGAUCCAGCAGACUUACUGGGCAAAGGACACGAGUGAAGAGGACUUGUUGAAGUUGGGGGCCAUCUGCUUGGACAAAGUAGAAGAACAAGUGGAUUAUUAUGAUACAGAUGGGUAUGAUCUGGCUGUCAAGGACACAUGGCUGAGUAAAACUGAACAUAAAUGGAGACUGAUUGUCGACAAGAGUGGGCCAGUCAAACCAUCUCCACCAUCCAAAACCAGUCAAGACCAUCUUCAGAACGGUAAUUUGAAAGCCAGUCGACAGGUAGACAAUGACCUUACAAGAAAAAAACAACAGAAAGCUUUAAAAAAUUAUCAAAAUAGCAACAAAAUAUUAGCAGAUAUGGAUGCCGUAGAAAAAGGUUUGUCAACUUGCUACGAGCUAGAAAAUGAAAUUGAGAUUAUGCAGUAUCUUUCCAAAGAUUUAUCCCCAACAGAAGACAUUAACGGUGCAGCGAUGGGAGAUUUUCUACAAGUUGUCCGGAUCCAAAAAUACGCAAGUUUCGUCUUCACGAAGCAGGUGACCUACCGAUUAAGGGAUUGUUAUACAAUUACACUAACAACGGACCAGAAAAGCUCCAGAAAAGUGGCUGUGGUGUCUCUUCAAGUUGAAAUCCAAAAUGUCACACAAGGGUUUCAAAGGCUGGAACAGUUGGCCAAUGAUCUGGAACUCCAACUCCAAAAUAUGUAACGUCGUAGAAAAAAAAAAGAAAAAAAAAAAGAACUAGAUUAAUAUGAUUAUAAAGUAUUGUGGGCUGGCGUGGCGCUUACAGAAACAAACAGGGGGUUUUCAAGGUCAAGACACAGACUGAUACACUGUAUUCACAACCUGAUGCAGGAACAGGUACAUUAAAAGCAGCACUAGCUGGAUUACAACUCCCAGACACCACAGCCAAGCUCGGCUUACAAAGAUUAAAGAGAUUAAUAACUUGUGAUUGCCAACUUUCAUUGCUGAAAUAGAAAGUAGUAGAUACCUGGAAUAGCCUCCCAGUGAAAGUAGUAAAGGCUUUAUAGAAAUUAAAUAAUGACCAAGAUGGGUACAAUGCUUUCUUGAAGAAAUCAGUGGGAGGUUUUAUAAAAACGCAUAAACGGACCAAUUGUGUCUUGGAAAUGUUACGAUAAACUAUUCCAAUGUAAGGAAGGUACUCCUGAAAACUAACACUUCCAGUUAAAGAAACUCACCACAACAGCCUAGUGGGGGGAAAAAGUCUAUUUGGCGGUUGUAUGAGCAAACAUUCCGAUUUCCUGGUAGACUGCUUUUGAAUGGUUUUAAAGGACCACUCUAGGCACCCAGACCACUUCAGCUUAAUGAAGUGGUCUGGGUGCCAGGUCCAGCUAGGGUUAACCCUUUUUUUUAUAAACAUAGCAGUUUCAGAGAAACUGCUAUGUUUAUAAUAGGGUUAAUCCAGCCUCCAAAGCCUCUAGUGGCUGUCUCAUUGACAGCCGCUAGAGGUGCUUGCGUGAUUCUCACUGUGAAAAUCACAGUGAGAAGACGCCAGCGUCCAUAGGAAAGCACUGUAAAUGCUUUCCUAUGAGACCGGCUGAAUGCGCGCGCAGCUCUUGCCGCGCAUGCGCAUUCAGCCGAAGAGGAGGAUCGGAGGCGGAGAGGAGGAGGAGAACUCCCCGCCCGGCGCUGGAGAAAAGGUACGUUUUAACCCUUUCCUCUCCCCAGAGCCCGGCGGGAGGGGUACCCUGAGGGUGGGGGCACCCUCAGGGCACUAUAGUGCCAGGAAAAUGAGUAUGUUUUCCUGGCACUAUAGUGGUCCUUUAAUGAUAUAGAUUUGUGAAGAGUGCAUGUUUAUAAAUGUAAAUAGCUCGAUAGAGCUAUAGAGCAUCUUGGAAAGGACUAUAAGGGAAACAAGAUAUUUUAGGCUAAAAUAUCCAAAUUACCCAACGUUUCAAAUCUCUUGUCAAUUCUGCACCAAUUCUGGUUUAGUAAGCAAGUCCCUGCAUUUAUAUUCUUUUACUGAAGGAAUCAUUUCAAAAUGAUGUAGGUAUAUUUAUAGAAACUGUACCCCCUCCCAAAAAUAAAGUAUUGGCUUAUUCAUUAAAUGGCAACACAUGGUGACUUCAGAAACCUCAAUUAGGAAUGGUCUUUGUUUUGUUUUUAACUCACUUAUUUUGUCCUAAAAUCCUUAAAGGGACACUAUAGUCACUAAAACAACUACAGCUUAUUGAAUUUGUUCUGGUGAGUAGAAUCAUUCCCUUCAGGCUUUUUGCUGUAAACACUGUCUUUUCAGAGAAAAUGCAGUGUUUACAUUACAGGGAUACCUCCACUGGUCACUCCUCAGAUGGCUACUAAAGGUGCUUCCUGGGACAGUGCUGCACAGUGUGACUGACAUUCAUUCUCUCCACCCUCUGCAUGGAGACACAGAACAUUUUUCAUAGAGAUGCAUUGAUUCAAUGCAUCUCUAAGAUGAAAUGCUGAUUGGCCAGGGCUGUGUUUGGCUCUGCCCCUGAUCUGCCUCCUUGACAGUCUCAGCCAAUCCUAGCAUUGUGAUUGGCUCAGAACAACACUUCUGAUGAUGUCAGCCAAGCAGGCAAAUCAGGGGCAAAGCCAGCAGCUGCAGACUUGAACACAAGUAAGAUUUUACUAUAUUUAGGAAGGGAAGGCAGUGCCAGAUGGUGGUUUUAACACUACAGGGUCAGGAAUACAUGUUUGUGUUCCUGACCCUAUUGUGUUUAUUUAAACUGGUGACAUCAUUGAAAUUUACAUUUUAGGGCACAGGCCCCCAGUAACAACAUCAGAUGUUGUUUGUCUCGAACAGCAUUACACAGAGCUAAAGCAAUCAGCGGCAUCAACUUAAACCAACCCAACAUCAACGCAACUGAUCUACAUCACAGAAACAAAUAACGCCUAUAAACUUCCUAUACAUCAUGGCAGCCAAAAUAAUCUCCAAUUUUAACACAAACAGGGUACAUCGGUGUCAGGGAAUCAACAUGAGUUUUAGGCCAAAAUAGACUAACAUGAGAAUGUAUCCAAUUCGGACAUGCUGUGGCUUGAAAUUAAAUGUGAAUCAUUUAAAUGUCAGUGAAUAAUUAUGGAAAUAUCUAGAGAGUAACUCGUUUUAUCUGUGUAAUCCUGGAGUCUCCAAUAUAUACUGCCUUGUAUAAUUAAAUUAUAAUAGAACAAAUAUAAUCAUUAUAUAAAUGUAUAUUUUAUUUCCAAAUGAAUAUCUUUCUCAUUAAAAGUAAUCAAAGUAACAAAG